Jatropha curcas is the source of this 774-nucleotide messenger RNA. The record is from RefSeq and is a predicted model, not a curated record. NCBI's taxonomy places the organism in Eukaryota, Viridiplantae, Streptophyta, Magnoliopsida, Malpighiales, Euphorbiaceae.
AUGUUGUCUGGGCUUAUAAAUCCCAAUCAAUAGUUUUAUGAAAAAAGGAGAGUGGAUUCGACGUGGUCCUUACCUGAUCCUGAUGAGUAUGCUGUUGAGCCCAAUUUUGAUCAACAGGAAUUUUUUGACAAUAUUAGAGAUAUAAAGAUCCAGAAGCAUCCUUACUCGUUAGAGGAGCUCAAAGUGAUUACAGAAGAUGAAUUGAAGUUGGAUUGACAAGCCAAUAGUUAUGUGAAGUGACAAUUUAACCCAACGGUCGAACAUUGCAGUAUGGCAACAGUUAUUGGUCUUUGCUUGCGUGUGAAACUCAUGAGAAGCUUGCCUUCUCGUUACAAGGUGGAUAUAAGGGUGGCACCUGGAACCCAUGCAACUGAAGCUGCAGUUAACAAACAAUUAAACGAUAAAGAGCGAGUUGCCGCAGCCUUGGAAAACCCCAACCUAGUGGAUAUGGUUGACGAAUGCCUGGGUCCAUCUUAUGCUUGAAAAUAUUUGCAAUCGUAGUUAGCAUUGCUUCUAGUUCUCAAAGUUAGGUGGACAAUUGUUACCUAUUGUGACGAUAUAUGUGGGAGUGUGAUGUGCAGAAGCGCAGGAUGCAGUCAAAUUGUUACCUAGUGAUGUAAUUUCCUUAAAAAAAAAAAGGAUAGGGAUGUAUUGUUUAUAAAAGAGUUACUCGAGAUACUCUAUAUUAAGAUUGUAUUUAUUUAUUUUUAUUAAUUUUAUAAGUGAUUUAUUAUUAGACUUUCUAUAAAAAAUAUAAAAAAACAUGUUGAUUUA